UAAAGUAGUUAGGCUUUUCUUACAUUCUGCUUUAUUCACUUCAGUGGUGUUUAUCUUCCUCAUUGAAACUGUGGCUUUGUGAAAAUACUUAAAAAUGAAGUGUAUCUACUCUAAUGAAAAAAUGGCACUUGUGAUGCAGAGCAUAGAAACAAAGUACUCAGCAUUAUAAAUCCAGACCACCGCUUUUAUGGAGAGCCUGUGAACCAAUUUAGGUUAUUUUUUGCAUUUACUUUACAGAUUAAGUGUAAUGAAAAUUUUUCAGUGGGAUAUUGCCAAUGCCAAUGAAAAACAAAAUCUGAGGUAACAUGGGCAGUAGAUUUUAUCUGUGUAAUCAUGAAUGUAUCUUAACAGCUCCAAGUAACUGAAAAGGACCAUAAGGAAAAAUAAAAAUAAGCAGAAGAGUUUAACAACCUAGAUUCAUGCAGCAUAAUUUUGAGCAGAAAGGCAGGAGAGGAAAAGAGAGAAUCCUUUAAGGUAGCUGAUAGAGGCAACGUAAUCUUUGAUGACUCUGACUGAUACCAACUCUCAGAUCCCAUUACUUUAAAUCUUAGAAAAUUUUGGUUAAAAUUUUGACUAAUUUUUGAAAAAAAAAAGCUGGAAUAGUAGUGGGGGUUUUUUGAGCCUUUUUUUUGUUAUUCCCCCACCUGCCCAUCUGGGUGCAAAAAAGAUUAAUUCCACUGGAAACACUCACUUUUUUUCCUGAUGACAUUGUAUUCUUGUUCAAAAAUUUUGGUGCUGUUUAGUUGAUUGUCUGGUUUCUAAAAUCUGCUCCUGUAAAAGCUGGCCUUGAAACAGUAUGGUUUCAUUGCUGACUCUUCUUUUUAGCUUAUUUUGUGUCUCAUUGACUAGAGGCACCUUUCUAAUCCCAGCAUUAGGGUCUCUAAUGGAGCAUGUCACAAUUUAAAGUCAUUGAGAGCAGCAUCUAAGCAAUCUUGGAAACAUUGCUCAUCUUUGCUUUAGCUUUUACUGCUCUUCUGUACAUUAUAAUUAUGUGAUAUAUUUUAUUUCAACAGUACUCACACUUUGAAAUUUUCUUUCCAAAAUUUCAGUUUUGAUUUUAAUAAUAAAAAGCUGUUUUCUGAAAUUGUAAUAAAUUGCCUGCAUACAAAUGGGGAUGUGGAAAAACAUUGAGAACUCUUUUUGAGAAAUUAUGUAGGAGAAAAUUCUCUGUGUAAUAAAGGAAAUGGUUAUUUAAAAGUUAAAUGUGGGACCCAUUACAUCAGGGUAUCUGCUACUGCUUGCGUUGUUAAUAAUAAGUAUCUGUCUGAAGAAAAUGGUUGCCUUUUCACAAUGGGUAUUGCAGCUGGUGAGAUGUCGUAUUAUGUAAUCUUUUCCUUCUGAUUUAAGAUUUCCUCUGAUUCAUUUAAUAGUACUUAAGGUUUUGAGUUGUAGUACAAACCUGCAAAACAUCAAAGCCCCCCUCAGUUACUUGAGAAAACUGCAUUAUAGGAUUCUUGCUGAGGUCCUAUUUGUUUUAUGUGCUCUCAGGAUCUCUGGACAAGUUUUAUAAGAGUAAUGAACUGAAGUAAUCUGGUCAUUGCUUACCUCAAAAUAACAACAAAAGGAACUGUGUGCAAAAAUAGUGUAAAGAAUACCAAAAUCAGAAGUUAUACCCACGUGGAGAGAGGGGACGGGGGACACUGCCUUUUCUUUGCUUCAGGUGAACCUCUCCAGGUCUAAACUUUCAUAAACUUAAUUUUGCUGAAUGACCAUCUAGAUAAGCUGAAGUAAUGAUGUUUACUUAUGUAUUUGGAGGACUAAAGAAUAAUUGAAAGGAAUUAGAAUUAUUGUCUUGAUUCUUAGCGUGAUUCCACUACUGUAAUUCUUCCACAAAUUGUCUUUUUAACAAAAUGUUGCUCCAUGUUGUAGAAGAUUUGAAAAUGUCUGAGAGUUUCCUUUCAGUUGAUACAAAAUUUUCCAAAGGUUUCUGAAAAACAUAUCUAGGGAUACAACACGUGGUAUAACAUUUCAAGGGAAAAAUAAUUUAUUUUUCAAAUUAUGAUUUAAAUAACUAAAACAAAUUUGUCACUACUAUUCCACUGGUUUACUUUGUUUAUUCAUUCAAAUAUACAUAUGUAUCUUGAAUACAUCUGCUCUGUACACUAAUUUAUGGAAACUUGUUAUUGAAGGAAUGGGUUUAGCUUUCCAUGUGAAUGAAUUAGUUGUAUUGAAUGAGUUAAGUGUGUAAGUGUGUGUGGAAAGUGUCAAUAUAUAUAGUCUUGUUUUACUUCUAAAAACCUAGAUGACGUGUCAAGUUAUUUCAGUAAUUCAAAAAAACCUGAAAAUUUAUAAUGCCUUAAUUAUGAAAGUCUCUAGGGGGACGUAAAAAUGCUUAUUAUGUAUUUUUCAAUAUAAAAAGUCUUCAUUUAGAAACUAGCAUCUAAAGUCUUUGUGUGACAUUGGAAAAAUACUCCUCUGUUUGAAUGAAUUUCAUGAAUGUUAAUAAGCUAAGCUGUGUUUAGACAAGGUCUUGCCUCUUAAGUAAUGUUUUCCAACAACUUCUCAUUCUUUGAGACCAUUAUGUAGAUCUUGUGAUGUCACAGCAAUCUCCAUGGCAACACAGACGUCACUGACAUGAAGCAUAAGCAAAGCUGUCUUUAUUCAAACCAUUUAUUCAUUCAUUUAUUUAUUUAUUUGAAAGAAUAAGAUAAAAAGUAGGUUAGGAAAAAACCUUUCAUCUUUGAAUGUUUUUCGAGAUAAAAUAAUACAGGAACUUCUAAUGUAAAACUAAAAUAAGGGUAAUUUUUCCCAAAGAAGGAUCUAUUCCCAAGUGUGCUGAUGAGGUGCCUGCCUCCGAGCUUUCUGUUCUAGAUAGGUUGCAAAGCUGAACUGCUGCAACAAGCUAAAUUUGUUGUUGCCUCUAAUAGUAGGUUCCAGUUUUGUUUGUUUAUAUAAUUGUAUGUUUAGUCUGUGAACAUAGAUCUUGAAUUCAACAGAAAAAUGCCAUUAAAACGUUUCUCUAGUGUGGUAUAUAUAAAAGGGUCGUAAAGGAACACUUAGUGGUAUUCCCCUCUGAAAAGUAUUCAGGAUCACCUGCUGCUAUAAAGACCCUGAGCAUCUACUCUUUCUACAGUAAAUUUGCAAAACAGUUUGUUAUUCUUAAAAGCACUUUUUCAUAUGGGAUUUUAAACCAUUUUCGGCUUAUUUUUUAGUUUUGAUGUUACAUUAUGAAAAGAUAAAGUGAAAAGCAACAAAUGUGAAACUUUAUACAAUUACUUAAUUUUUCUACCUAAACUAGUCAAACUUGCUACCAUAUUCACUCUUGUAACCAGGUAAAAUAUUAAAAUUAACCUCACUUGUCAAAACAGUACUCUGCUCUAAAAGAAAAACUGUGUGAAGAUCAUAAAUCACGUUUCAGGGUUGACUGAGAGGACUUUCUAUGGAAACAAACCUCUAGAAUCUAGCUAAUUUUAAAUUAUUCACUGUGUGUUUUCAGGAACUUCUUUUGAAGUGCUUUCAGUAGUCAGCUAUAAAUUAGCAGAUUAAUGGAACCUCUGAUCUGGGUUGCAUUUGCAUAAGAAUUAAAUCCCUAUGAGUAUUACAUAGAUAAAGCAGUAUGGUCUGUCAUCUGUAAGGAUGCUAACUAGAAGUGUUCAAAACACUGAAGAGGUUCACUAAAGUGUCCGGCUGGAGUUUAACUUCUACACAUUUUUAGCAGGAAUUAUUUAAAGCGUUAGUUUACUAUAAAUGUGCUUUUUUUAUUCUGUAGUUUUAAUAUGGCCUGGUUAGUCAUCAAGCAUCCUCUCUGUCUGUUUGCUGGGUUCUUUGCACCAUCCUGCUGCAGCAGCAGGGUUAUUAUCCUUGGCACCAUGAUUUCUCUUCCCCCACAGGCAGCAGGGGGUUUGGUCCCUGGUCAAGCAAGGAGCUGCAGGGAUGUCUCAGGCCUUUUUCUCUUGUGAAACACUCCUCCCAGGUAUUAUUAAGUCGUGUGUACUUAGCUGUGAUAUUGCAAGUGAGUCCCUUCCCUGACACAUGAGCUGUUGUAUCUGGGACUGUAAACACCUAAGCUAUCAUAUGACAUUGGAUAAGCCUAAUCAUCCUUAUCCAUGGUAUGCAGUGAGCUCAUGUCUCCAGGAUUUGCAAGUAGUGACAGUUCUGCAAAUGCCUCUUCAACUUGCCAGCAUCUCAAUUUUCCCUUUCAACUGAAAAGCAUUUUUGUAAAGCAGCGACUUUCUUUUGCUGAAAAAAAAGCUAAAAAUAGAACAACAUUGUAGGAAUUACAUAAGUUAAAGGAUGAAAAAAACCCUAAUCUAGUUAAUAUUUUAAAAUAUGCAGAUGACCACUAUAUUUUUAUUAAAAAGAAUAGUUAUUACAAGUCAAAAGCAGCUUGGGCAUCCCUUGCAUCUUUCCUCGCUUUUCCUAAAAGACGGGCACUAAUUCAAAUGAGAAUCAAAGAAGUCAGCCUAUAUUAUCAGAUAAUUUGAUGUUCUGUAUAAUGAUGCCUUGUCUUUCAGCUGACAAACUCUUUCUUUCACAGUUUGCAGUGUGCAGCUCUAAGUGUGGGGAAACCCUGCUGCCUUCCCUGCCUGCCUGCCUCAUCCCAGUGGAGCGCUGUUCACGUUAGAGUGGCUCUGCAUGCAUGACGGGCUCUGCCUUUUUUCUGAGGGGUCAAAAAAUGGCCACGCCAAAUUUAGUUUUCAUCAGAGCACUUAUGCCUUCCCCUGGGAAUGGCUUGUGUGCAUGUACCCGAGCUUCUUAAUUGUAACUUUCUUUUUUUCCUUGGCAAGGAUGAGUUGGAUGGAGGUUCUGGGUUUCAGAGCACACUGAUGUGAACCCGGCUAAACCUAGCUUGGCUAGAAUAAACCACGUAGAGGGACUGAUGCUUUUUAUUCUGAUAUGGACAUACCAAAAUGAAAUAUGGUAGUUCUUAAUGGAAAAGAUUCAUGAGGAGAAACUUGAUUGAAUCCCUUAUUAUCUCUCUAAAUGACAGAUAAAAAAUAGUUCCCAUUUUGUUUCCCCUCUAGACGUCUACUGACUACUGCUCUAUAUUUCAUCAAGGAAUUCAUGCCAACCAGUGUGACUGGUUGGCUUUACAACUAAAUCUAACUAACUAGCAUUUUGAUGUUGUUGCUAGCUGAAUGUUGAUUGUUACAUCAGGAUUUGAUUUUUAGGAUUUUUUGGAGAGCAGACAUUUCUGCUUAUUUUUGUUUCCGUACCAUCAGAUAAUAAUUGAUGCAGUGAUUGAAAGCAGGUGCCUGCCAUGACCUCCUCAGUCAUGGCACUGCUGUGAGGAAGUGGAGUGUGCAGGUGGGACAUGCAGCACAUGAUCCAUCCAAUGGCAUGGGGACUCCUCUCUGCUCUGAUAUUGAGAACUGGAGGAUAGAGCAAAGAUUGGAAAUUGAGUGGAUAGCACUUGAAUGCAAAUGGUGAUGGUAAUAAUAGCAUUUUCAGGGUGAGGGCUACCUCAGAGCAAAUGAAGACACUUUGCUUACAUAACUUCAAAUUCUAAAUAUGCUUCAUGCAAUACCUCUGUAUUUAAUUUUGGUAGUUUUCUAUGAUUCUCCUAAAUGUAGGUGUCAAUUGAAGCAAUGUAAUUUUCAUAAAAAGGGCUUUGAAGUAUUGGGUUUAUAUAAUUUAAGAUCCGUUUUUAUCAUGAAUAUGUUAAAAGCUUGAGAAACCGAACUGAACCGUGCAUAGCCUUGUGCUUAUGGAUUUUAUAUACAGUCUUGCCACAGAUAAAGAGAUUGCUUUCAGUGAAGGUGGGAGAAGGAUAAUGUUUACUUUAAUCUCCAUGUUUAUUUAGAUGUUCUGCAUUAGCAAAUACUGCACAUCAGUGAUCUUAAACCCAUUGUACCUCCCAUUUGAAAACUUCAGAACAAAGAAAAUUUUUGAAUAUCCUGAUUUCUGGAGUUUUGGAAUAAAAUAUUUCAAUAUUCAUCCAUUACAUUUCCACUUUAAUUAUUUUGUAAUUUUUUAAUUAAAAAAAAAGGCAAAAUCUGUAUGGAACUAAUUUCCUUGCUUACAUAUACCUUAUAAGAUUUUAAGAAUCUGAGAAACAAGAAAAUUUGCUGCUUGUAUUUUUCCUUUCAUUACAACUUGUCUAAAUAGAAAAUUCUUUUUUGAUUCAGAGCAAGUGUCAAUUACAUAGAUUUUAUUCUCAACCAGCAACUUUGUUCAAAAUAUUGCAAUUACAUAUACAUAAAGCUAUAACAGUAUUAUUAUUAUUUGCUGAAGAAUGUGCACCACAGACAUGACCAUACUUUGUGGAGCUAUCAUUGUAAGGUUUAGAAAUAGUUUUACUAAAACCUUAGGCUAAUGUAAUGUAGGGAAUAUCAAAAUAAAAGUUAAGAUUACAUUGUAGAGGAAACCCUAAUUUUUUCUGUCCUUUUUGCAAAAUUGUCAUAAGUGAAAUUGAAUUUUCUAUGUGCGUGAUCUCUGAUUUUUAAGAGGGAAAAAGAACAGGGCUUAACACUGAAAACCCUUUUCUUGGUGCUGUGAGGUUUCCUUCAGAUUCUGCAUCACUUUUGAUGAAUGCAUUUACAUUCCAGUGCUGAGAAAUAACUUUCCAUUUGGGAGCUGGGUUGACGUGAAAACAGGAAUGUGGAGGCCCAGGGUGAGGGGACAGGGCUGAAUGCUGAUAGAGAAACAUUCCCUCUUCAGUAGCUGCUGCCUCUCCUGUGAGCUUUGAAAAGAGCAUCUGUGUGAGCGUGUGUGAGGAUGUCUGGGGACCUGGGGAAAUGGAUGGGUCAUGUCUGGAGAAAACUGCCUUGUCCUCCAAUGUCAUGAUGAUAGGAGAAAGAAUAGAACAAGUCACCUCAAUAACUGCAAGUUUUUGGCUGUCUUAAUGUUUUUGGCAAGCGUUCUGCUGGCAGCUUCAGACGUGGAUGUGAAUGCAUUGUUUUAGAGCCUUCUGAAAUGAUUGUGGUUGAUUACAUGGAAGAAAAUGAGGAAUAUUUCCAGCGUCAAGCAUCUCACAGGCAAUCUCGAAGGAGGUUUAGGAAAAUCAACCAGAAAGGGGAGCGACAAACAAUUAUUGAUACUGUUGACCCUUAUCCUGUGGGGAAGCCACCUCUACCCAGAGGCUACCAUACGGAAUGCACUAAACCUCAGCUUCCUGCAGAUUUCACAAAGCUGCACCUUACUGACAGUCUCCACCCACAGGUGACCCACGUUUCAUCUAGUCACUCAGGAUGUAGCAUCACUAGUGAUUCAGGAAGCAGCAGCCUUUCUGAUAUCUACCAGGCUACAGAAAGUGAGGCUGGUGAUAUGGAUCUCAGUGGAUUGCCAGAGACAGCAGUGGAUUCUGAGGAUGAUGAUGAUGAAGAAGACAUUGAAAGGGCAUCAGAUCCUUUGAUGAGUAGGGAUAUUGUUAGAGACUGCUUGGAGAAAGACCCAAUAGACAGGACAGAUGAUGACAUUGAACAACUACUGGAAUUCAUGCAUCAAUUGCCUGCUUUUGCCAACAUGACAAUGUCAGUGAGGAGAGAACUCUGUGCUGUGAUGGUGUUUGCAGUUGUGGAGAGAGCAGGAACUAUUGUACUAAAUGAUGGGGAAGAGCUGGAUUCCUGGUCAGUCAUUUUGAAUGGCUCUGUGGAGGUGACAUACCCUGAUGGAAGAACAGAGAUAUUGUGCAUGGGGAAUAGUUUUGGUGUUUCCCCCACCAUGGAAAAGGAAUAUAUGAAAGGAGUGAUGAGAACCAAAGUGGAUGACUGCCAGUUCGUUUGCAUAGCCCAGCAAGAUUAUUGCCGCAUCCUCAAUCAAGUGGAAAAGAACAUGCAGAAGGUGGAAGAGGAAGGGGAGAUUGUGAUGGUGAAGGAGCACAGGGAGUUGGACCGCACUGGAACGAGGAAAGGCCACAUUGUCAUCAAGGGAACAGCUGAAAGGUUAACAAUGCAUUUGGUGGAAGAGCACUCUGUGGUAGACCCAACAUUUAUAGAAGACUUCCUAUUGACGUAUAGGACCUUUCUUUCCAGCCCAAUGGAAGUGGGCAAGAAGUUGUUGGAGUGGUUCAAUGACCCCAGCCUCAGGGAUAAGGUUACACGGGUAGUAUUGUUGUGGGUGAACAAUCACUUCAAUGAUUUUGAAGGAGAUCCUGCUAUGACUCGAUUUCUGGAGGAAUUUGAGAACAAUUUGGAGAGGGAGAAAAUGGGUGGACAUUUGAGGCUGUUAAAUAUUGCUUGUGCUGCUAAAGCUAAACGAAGAUUGAUAACCUUAACAAAGCCAUCUCGAGAAGCCCCUUUGCCUUUUAUCUUGCUGGGAGGGUCAGAAAAGGGAUUUGGAAUCUUUGUUGACAGUGUAGAUUUUGGUAGCAAAGCUACAGAAGCAGGCUUGAAACGUGGAGACCAGAUAUUGGAAGUGAAUGGUCAAAACUUUGAAAACAUUCAGUUGACAAAAGCCAUGGAAAUCCUUAGAAAUAACACUCAUCUGUCUAUCACUGUGAAAACCAAUUUAUUUGUUUUUAAAGAACUCUUAACAAGGUUGUCAGAGGAAAAAAGAAAUGGUGCUCCCCACCUGCCUAAAAUUGGUGAUAUUAAAAAGGCGAGUCGUUAUUCCAUCCCUGACCUUGCUGUUGAUGUGGAGCAGGUAAUAGGAUUAGAAAAAGUAAAUAAGAAAAGUAAAGCCAACACAGUUGGAGGAAGAAAUAAGUUAAAGAAGAUACUUGACAAGACUCGAAUCAGCAUUCUGCCUCAGAAACCAUACAAUGACAUUGGAAUUGGCCAGUCUCAGGAUGACAGCAUUGUAGGACUGAGGCAAACAAAGCACAUUCCUCCUGCUUUACCUGUCAGUGGAACCCUGUCAUCCAGUAAUCCCGACCUGCUGCAGUCUCAUCACCGCAUCUUAGACUUUAACACUACUCCAGACUUACCAGACCAAGUUCUGCGGGUUUUCAAGGCAGACCAGCAAAGUCGCUACAUAAUGAUCAGCAAGGACACCACAGCAAAGGAAGUGGUCAUCCAGGCCAUCAGGGAGUUUGCUCUGACUGCAACCCCUGAUGCCUAUUCACUGUGUGAGGUCUCUGUCACACCUGAGGGUGUCAUCAAGCAAAGGAGGCUCCCUGAUCAGCUCUCCAAGCUUGCUGACAGGAUACAGCUGAGUGGCAGGUAUUACCUGAAGAACAACAUGGAAACAGAAACUCUUUGUUCAGAUGAAGAUGCUCAAGAGUUGCUAAGGGAAAGCCAAAUUUCCCUACUACAGCUCAGUACUGUUGAGGUGGCUACCCAACUCUCCAUGAGGAACUUUGAGCUGUUCCGUAAUAUCGAACCCACGGAAUACAUAGAUGACUUGUUUAAACUCAAAUCAAAAACAGGUUGCACUAAUCUAAAAAGGUUUGAAGAGGUCAUAAAUCAAGAAACAUUCUGGGUGGCUUCUGAGAUUCUAAGAGAAACCAACCAGCUGAAAAGGAUGAAGAUCAUUAAGCAUUUCAUUAAGAUAGCGCUACACUGCAGAGAAUGCAAGAACUUCAACUCGAUGUUUGCCAUCAUUAGUGGCCUGAAUUUGGCACCAGUUGCGAGGCUCCGAACUACUUGGGAAAAACUUCCAAGCAAGUAUGAAAAACUGUUUCAAGAUCUACAGGACUUGUUUGAUCCAUCUAGGAAUAUGGCAAAAUAUCGUAAUGUCCUUAACAGCCAAAACUUACAGCCCCCUAUUAUCCCCCUGUUUCCUGUCAUCAAAAAAGACCUUACAUUCCUUCAUGAAGGAAAUGAUUCUAAAGUGGAGGGCCUGGUGAAUUUUGAGAAGCUGCGGAUGAUUGCGAAGGAGAUACGCCAUGUGGGUCGCAUGGCAUCUGUGAACAUGGACCCUGCUCUUAUGUUUAGAACAAGGAAGAAGAAAUGGAGGAGUUUGGGGUCUCUCAGCCAGGGCAGUGCCAAUGCAGCUGUGCUGGAUGUUGCACAAGCAGGGGGGCAUAAAAAGCGGGUCCGUCGCAGUUCCUUUCUUAAUGCUAAAAAGCUUUAUGAAGAUGCUCAGAUGGCACGGAAAGUGAAGCAGUAUCUCUCAAACUUGGAUCUGGAAAUGGAUGAAGAGAGCCUUCAGACACUCUCUCUGCAGUGUGAGCCAGCCACAAACACAUUGCCGAAGAAUACGGGAGACAAGCGAUCUGGGAAAUCUGAAACGUCACCAGUGGCUCCCCGGGCAGGCAUCCAGCAGAAAGUGCAGCAGCAGCACAAAGUAAACCAAGCACUGCAGGUCCCAGCCGUGUCUCUUUACCCCUCUCGCAAGAAGGUGCCAGUCAAAGACCUGCCACCAUUCGGCAUUAACUCCCCACAAGCUUUAAAGAAAAUCCUUUCAUUAUCAGAAGAAGGAAGUUUGGAUCCUCACAAGAAACAAUCUGAAGACGCUGUCUCAAGUGCAUCUUCGCAGCUCUCUUCUCCUCCUACUUCACCACAGAGCUCUCCAAGGAAAGGCUACACUUUGGCUCCAAGCAGCACCGUGGAUAACUUCUCCGAUUCUGGUCACAGUGAAAUUUCUUCCAGAUCUAGUAUUGUCAGCAAUUCCUCUUUCGACUCUAUGCCAGUCCCCCUGCAUGAUGAGAGGAGACAGAGGCAUUCUGUCAGCAUCGUGGAGACAAAUCUUGGUGUGGGAAGGAUUGAUAGAAGAAUCAUGAUUGAACCAGAUCAAUACAGCUUAGGCUCAUAUGCACCGCUGUCAGAGACCAGAGGCCUGUAUGCUGGAGCAACUGUACUUUCUUCUCCUAGUACAGAAGAGCUGUCACAGGACCAGGGGGACAGAGCUUCGCUCGACGCAGCUGACAGCGGCCGUGGGAGCUGGACUUCUUGCUCGAGUGGCUCCCAUGACAACAUCCAGACUAUCCAGCACCAGAGGAGCUGGGAGACACUGUCUUUCGGACACGCUCAUUUUGAUAGUUCAGGCGAUGGGGCAGGACUGUGGGCCUCAGGCAGCCACAUGGACCAGCUGAUGUUCCCUGACCAUGGCACAAAGUAUGGCAGGCAAAGUCAAGGUAGGGAGGGCCUUGAUCAAGCACAGUCCAGAGCAAGCUGGGCAUCUUCCACAGGAUACUGGGGAGAGGACUCCGAGGGUGAUACAGGUACCAUAAAGCGGAGGGGUGGGAAGGAUGUUUCAAUUGAAGCUGAAACCAGUAGCAUAACAUCUGUACCAGCAGAGGAGACAAAGCCAGCUCCUGUCCCUGCCCACACAGCAGCAGCAUCAAGUAGUACCAAGGGGCUUGUUGCAAGAAAAGAGGGUCGAUACCGGGAACCACCUCCAACUCCUCCCGGUUAUGUAGGAAUACCUAUUGCUGAGUUUGCAGAAGGUGGCUCCCAUCCCACCAGGAAGCCUCCAGACUACAAUGUGGCACUUCAGAGGUCUAGAAUGGUGGCACGGACAUGUGAGACUCAUGGGACAGCAACUCCACAGCAGCAGUCGCACGGCCACUCAACUGGCAGGCCCGUGAACAAACCUCAGUGGCAUAAACCAAAUGAGUCAGACCCACGUCUUGCUCACUAUCCAUCUCAAGGGUUUUCCACAGAGGAAGAUGAAGAUGAACAAGUCUCUGCUGUCUAA
Molecule: messenger RNA, 11460 nt
Organism: Camarhynchus parvulus
Lineage: Eukaryota; Metazoa; Chordata; Aves; Passeriformes; Thraupidae
Gene: RAPGEF2
Product: Rap guanine nucleotide exchange factor 2
Exons: 27
Coding region: 6856-11460 (1534 amino acids)
Biological process (GO): positive regulation of ERK1 and ERK2 cascade; small GTPase-mediated signal transduction
Molecular function (GO): protein binding; guanyl-nucleotide exchange factor activity
Source: RefSeq, a predicted model, not a curated record